Messenger RNA from Drosophila obscura, 1990 nucleotides. RefSeq lists its product as uncharacterized. Gene Ontology annotation, molecular function: DNA-binding transcription factor activity; RNA polymerase II cis-regulatory region sequence-specific DNA binding. Lineage: Eukaryota; Metazoa; Arthropoda; Insecta; Diptera; Drosophilidae. Gene Ontology annotation, biological process: regulation of transcription by RNA polymerase II. The transcript has 4 exons. Bases 103 to 1887 code for a protein of 594 amino acids. The record is from RefSeq and is a predicted model, not a curated record.
GCAGCACUGCUCUGGGGUUAAGUGACAAUUGCAUCUUUCGUAAAUAUUACAAACGCGGUGACCGUAUAAUUGGCUUAUUCAUAGCAUUUGCAAGCCGGCAUAAUGGAGGUGUGCGGCAGUGUUUUAGUUAGCAACAAUUACCAGCAGUUUCGGCUGAAGUGCAUAUACUGUACAAUUGAAAGCGACCUAAAAGACUGGGAGCAGUUUACGUUUCAUGUGAGAAAUGCCCACUACUUUGAGGAUGAUGAAAACAUUGAGCAAGAGUCAACCAUCGAGGGAAUGGAUCCCACAAUCACAUAUGAAGUUCCUCAAGAGUUGGACGAAGCGGAACACAUUGAAGAAGUGCAUGACCAGAGUAGCUUGCCAUUUCGCAUACUCAAAGACGAGGACUGGCCCAACGAUGAGACGGAUGAGAACAAUAUGCAAUACGUCGAGGACAUUGUUUAUGACAAUAACAAUACAGAAGUCACAUAUCAGGAAAUGGAAACGACCGAAAUGGCGCAGGCCUCCUUCGAUGAAAAUGUGUACGACGGUUUCUUGAGCACUGGUUCUCAGCAGGCUGCAGUAUUUGAUGAUCUAGAUAAUUUCUCGUAUGAUGAACAGGAAGAGGAACAGGAAGAAGAGUGGCCAAAAAGAUUUGGCCGUCCUCCCAAAAGAACGCGACCUGGACAAGUUCUUAAGUUAAAGGUUACAUUUAUUCGACGCAAUCCACGCGUGCUACACCUUAUCGAAGCUUACAAGGAGCAUCCCUGCCUAUGGAAUCCCUCCGACGAGUACUACGACAAUGAGGAAGCACGAUCGGAGGCGUACCACCUGAUGAUACUGCGAUUGGACGAGAAAGCCAAUGUGCUCUUCACCGAAGAAGAGCUGAGGAAAACCAUCCAGCAGCUGCACAGCCAAUACACUCUUGCAGCCCAAAUGGCUGGCGAAAAUAAGCUCAUUGGGCUGGCGGCCCGAUACUUUGCCAAAUGUGAUUUCCUCCGUUCCACGCCCUGUACAACCCUAACCGAUGACGAGGAAGAUAUCCAACUGGAUACAAUUAAGCUCAACUUCAAAGUGGAGAACGAGGUGACCAGCGCUUUUAUAGAAACGUAUGCAAACUAUCCAAUGCUCUACAAUACCAUGCAUACUGAUUUUGAUUCGGUGGAGGAACGCACAAGAGCCUACAAAAAGUUGGCCAAAGAAUUCAGGCCUGUGGUUCUGGCCAACGAUACGGAUGUUUAUAUUGCGAUCCAAAAGCUGCGGAAAUGGGCAUACGAAGCCAUGAGGCGUAUGAAGGCGAAGGAACUGAUCAAAGCCUGCAGCUCACAGGAACUGCAGUACCUGCAAAUGUGCAGCUUUCUGCCCGUCAAACCGGAUGGCCAUGUAUGGUACUGUGAACACUGCGGAAAGCGAUUCCAUGGCGACUACAACCUCCGGACGCACAUGUUCAAACAGCAUAACAUGGGUGAGCCGCCCUUCCUCUGCUCCCAGUGCCCCAGGCGCUUCGAAAGACAACAUGACAUGGAGAAACACAUAUUGAGAGCGCACUCUGAUCGCCAAUUUCAAUGCAAAUUUUGCGAAAAGCUUUUUUCCGUCGAGUGUGAUCUGAAAGUGCACCUGAAAGUUCAUACCGGCGAGCGCCCAUAUGUGUGUGAGUUUUGCGGGAAGGGGUUCCGGCUGAAGCUGCUGCUGGAUCACCAUGUCAAUGGUGUCCACCUGAAUAUACGGCCAUUCAAGUGUGAUAUGUGCGAAAAAAAUUUCAGAAAGAAAUUUGAACUUAUGAAUCACCUCAAGGGGCAUUUAAAUAUUCGUGAUAAGAAGUGCGACAAAUGCGACGCUACGUUCUAUGACCAUUCUUCGCUAUCCCGACAUCGUAGAUUUAACCAUAGAAAUAAAUUCGAAUAGACAUCUCAUUUUGUUAGUCUCUGGAAAACAGACUUGUAUUUAAUAAGUCUAAGGAGUUGCAUCAAGCUGCCAAUGGGGCUUUCUUGUUUCUUGAAAUGAAAUU